Lymnaea stagnalis (great pond snail) is the source of this 4899-nucleotide messenger RNA. Lineage: Eukaryota; Metazoa; Mollusca; Gastropoda; Lymnaeidae. The record is from the annotation of a GenBank genome assembly.
CGAACUAUUGACUAUUGUCCAGUAUCAUAACUAUAACUUCGUGUUCGAAUAAAGAAGCGACCAAUUUCAUUUAUCAAAAUUAAGUGUCCAUUAAUUAUAUUUCAACAAAUAUACAAUGGCAUCAGUCCAGAUUGUUGGGGCUCCCCGUGAAAAACUUCUAGCUCUUGAAAAGAUUGAAAAAGAUAUUGCCACAGUAUUACAAACAGCUGGUUAGGCAUUUCUAAGUAUUUAAUUUAAUUUAAAUAAUAUAUUAUAAUAUAUAAUUUUAAAAUAAUAUACUAUCAAAUAAUACUAUUACUGUUUACUAUUUUUACUUUUUAUUUAUUAAUAUUUAUUUACCUAAAUAAUUUAGUAAUAUUAAUUAGAGUUAGAAUCUUUGACAUAAAUUUUAAAUAUUGUCCUCUUGCCACAAUUUGCAUAAAUUAAAUGAUGAUAAAUAAUAAAUAAUUAAAUGAUACAUCAUUGUACUAUAAAUACUAUAAUUAUAAUAAUAUAUGGUCAUAUAGAUAGUGUCCUCACUCAUAGUAUACAGUACUACAAUUACAAACAAAGUACAGAGUAAAGUGUAAAGCUUGACUUUGCAGUUAAUUGCAGAAGCAAACAUACCAAGUCCAAGUUCAUCUUUCUAUACCUAUCUUUUAUAACUUUUAUAUAAUUAAUAAUAAUUUAUAGCAAUGGAGUUAUGAUUUUUGGUGAAUUUUUUAUAGCUAUUUUUUAUUUAAUUUUAACUUUGUAUUUUUGAGGAGGAAAACAUAUUACCAAUCAGUCCAAUACCUGGCUGGGGGGGUGGGGGGGGGCAACCAUGGCACUUGUCAGGGGCCUGAGCUAGAUUGGGGCCCGCCCUUUUUCGAGUUUUUAAUAGAGACAGUGGUGUAGCUAAGGGGAUGCGCACCGCAACGAGUGACAACAUCUCAGGGGUGACACCAAAUUGAAAAAUUGCAUACUUACAAUACACACACUGCUUGGUUUAACCGAAUUUCAUAAAAGGAUAACCGAUCAUGUGUACAUUUUUCACACAUGUAACCAAUCCAAAGGCGUGCUUUGUUAAAAGUUCAAGUUUGAUGUGUCAGCAAAGAGGUGACCCUAUAAUUACAAUACAAAAUUACCCCCCCCCCCCCCCCCCCCUUUUUUUUUUUCAUUCCCACACCCAAAAAAAAAAUAUAGUAAAAUGUUUGUGAGUACCUGUAAUGAUAUUGAUUUCUGUCGUGUAUUAAUUUAGUUUCCUGGGAAAAAUUCAAAAGGCAGGUAGUCAGUGGGGUUGGAGAUGGGGAUUCUAGUCCCUUCCCCAACUCAGAUUGAAAGCAACUGCUUCCUUCCUAAUUAAUCCAGAUUACAAAGACCCUAUCGAGGUUCUAAGAUUUUACUUCAAAUUUCAAGCACUCAAAGAAAAAAAUUAUCUAAUUCCUAGGUCAGGCACUCCAAGAACUUUCCAAAGACAAGCCAGCAUUUAAGCACGUUGAGGGUCACACAUCUAACUUUUUGAAAACUCUGCAAGAGAUAGAAAAUGGUCUCAGUCAGCAAAUCAGUUAUUUAAGCCAAGUGACUACAGGUAGGUAAUCAGGGCCGAUUCAAGGCAGGUACAAUGCGUGAUCAUCACACAAGGGCCCAAACCGCAAGAGGCGGCAAAAUUUGUUAAAAUAAAAAAAAAAAUUUUUUUGUGAACUCUCCCCAUAAUAUUCCUGAGGGUGACAAUUGCCAAUUUUCACCCAACCUAGCGCCGGCCCUGCAGGUAAUAGUAAUAGUUACUUUUCAAUGAAUGUCUUUUUGUAAUCUGCUCUCAAUACAACUGUAGGAUCCAAAAAGUGAUGUGGUGCAUCAGGUCUAAUUUUUUAAAGCAUUAAUGAAUAUUUCCACUAUUCACUUUUUUUAAAUUAUACAUUUCAUGUAACACUGUUGGGUAGAAACAGCAAGUAUUAAUGAGCUUUUUGACUCCUCAUUGCAAACAUGACUAGAGGUUCAUAACUGAAAGCACAAUACAUGAUAGUGCCAUUUUACAGACUUACAAAAAAAACCAAAAAUUAUCCCUAAGAGCUCAAGAGAAGAUACUGAUCUUCUAUUGAGCGCCGCCCCAGGUGGCGGAUAGGAAAAAGUCCACCAGAUGUGGCAGGUACUGGGGAAAUAAAAUACCCUGGGUGGAUCAAAAUCAGAACCUACUGCCUCGUAGGAAGUGGAGGAAUCUACAUAGGCUAGGGACCCGACCCAUUACAAAGGCAGCUACCCUGAGAGCUGGAAGGGGCAUCCCCACAGACGAUUGACUGACGACCCUGUCACUUAAAAAAGCAAGUGUUACGAAAGUCAAACCACAUACAGAAAAACGGACUGAUAAUUUUGGAUGUCGAAAUCUGACCAAAAAUAUGAUAUACGGAUAGCGACUUGGAAUGUACUUGGUCUAUGCAGAGGGGGAGCAAUGGCUGGCCUCAGAAAGGAAUUUUUAAGAUAUAGAAUAUUGGUUGCCCACUGUUCAACCAACCAACAUUAAAUGAAAUAAAAGAUGUAAUCUCCAACAUGAAAAAUAACAAUGCCCCAGGAAUAGACCUUAUAUCUGCAGAAGUGAUUAAGCUAGGUGGAAAUGAACUGUAUAGGCAAAUCCACGACCUCAUACCCAGAAUCUGGCGAGAGGAAAAAAUGCCAAUAGAAUGGGACACUGCCCUCAUAAUCCCAAUUCACAAAAAAGAAUCUAAGUUGGUUUGCUCUCCUUCCCUAAUGUAAUGUACAAAAUUCUCACAAAACUUAUAGCAAUAAAACUGGAAAAGUAUAGUGAACAGAUCCUAGGGGACUAUCAAUGCAGAUUUCAGCAGAAUAGGUCAACCACAGAUCAUAUAUUUACUAUACGAUGUCUCCUGGAGAAAUGUUAUGAAUAUAACAUCGACAUACACCAACUAUACAUGGAUUAUAAAACAGUAUAAGAUAGCAUAGACAGGAAUUACUUGUACAGCGCUCUACAAGAACUUGGAGUCCCUAAAAAGCUUACUCGCCUCAUACAUAUGACAAUGGCUAACUCCAAAAGUAGAAUCAUGGUGCAGGGAGAAUACUCUAGGGAGAUCCCAGUUAAUCGGGGCCUCAGGCAAGGAUGCUCACUAUCAUGUAUCCUGUUUAACAUCACACUAGAAAAAUUUAUUAGAAGCAUACACGUUAGCACCAGUGGAACCAUAACAAGCUACUUCCAGCGAGGUAUUACAGAACAAAAACCAUCAAGAACCUUAUAUAGCGAACCAUUGCAGUACCUGCCAUACGCAGAGAAUAUAGCGCUGCUGGGUAGAAACAGUAAUAACAAUUAAAGCAAUCAGGGAACUUGCCUCAUUCAAAGCUGGUCUUGAUGUAAAUGAACCGAAGACAAAAUAUAUGAUAAUGUCAAGAAACUCCUACGCUGAUGACAUCAUCAAUAUAAACAGCCACAAAUUUGAGAGAGUGGCUACAUUCAAAAUAUCUAGGGGCAACUAUAGACAAGCACAGUGAGAUAAUGUCAGAGGUGAAAGAAAGGAUAACAGUAGGCAACCGUUCCUAUUUCAGCCUACAAAAGCUACUGGGAGGCAAAAACCUCUCAAGGGGAACAAAGAAGACAAUCAUAAGACCAGUAGUAAUUUACGCUAGUGAGACUUGGACCCUUACUAGACAAGAAGAUAACCAUCUCAAUACAAAGGAGAGGAAAAUCCUCAGAAAAUGUAUGGCAUAGUGAUAGAAAAUGAUAUCUGGAGAAUCUGUAUAAACCAAGAGCUAUACCAAUUGUACUAAGAGCCACCCAUAGUAACAACAACAAAAAAUGCAGACUACGUUACGCAGGACAUAUUGAAAGGAAGCUGGAAUGUAGAGCAGCAAAAGUGAUUUACAGGCAGAAACCUAUUGGCAGACGACUCACCGGUCGCCCAAUGAUGACAAAGAUCGAUGAUUGAGAGAAGGAUUUACACCAGUUGGUGGUUCGAGCAUAGAGGCGGAAAGCCAUGGAUCGUUCCAAAUGGAAGGGUGUGAUGGAGCAGGCCAGGGCCCUACAUAGGCUGUAGCGUCACGGAUGAUUAUGAUGAAAACCGUAAGAGGAAAAACAACCACUGUAAGGGUAAAAUCCUAGUAAAAAACACGCAGGGAAAGUUAGCAUUAAGGAACUGCAUAUUUCAGCCUACCAAUACUAUUUGGAAGCAGAACUGUGCUUUGGAAAACAACAGCUAAAACGUAGAUGAAUAAACGGGAGUAAUAAAUAAAAAACAAAAGUACGGUAGUGAUUUUUGUAUCAAUAUGAACUUUUUUAUAAUACAUCUACAAUUUCCUUGAAUUAGUAAACUAAUGUUUGGAAGACACAUCCCUGAAUGUCAGUUGUAGUUAAUGGCUAGAUGAUAGAUUUGGCUAUAACAGCUCAGACUGUCUAAACGUUUUUUUUGUUUUGUUUCUAAACUAUUGUAUUCCUUAGGCCAACCCCAUGAGGGCUCGUCAUAUGCAUCUCAGAAAGACCUCCAGAUGGCGAUGCACAGAUUAGAGCAUGUGAAGAGCCGCCUCAGUGAGCUCGACAAAAUUAAACAAGAGCAUCUGCGGCAGAAACACACUGGCAUUAUUCGAAGCUUCUCCAUGUCCGAGCAGCAGCAACCCCACACUCCACAACAGCAGCAGCCGCACACACCGCAGCCACAGCAACAGCAGAAACAAAGGGAUCAACAGCGAGAACAGCAGGCACAACUCUAGAGUCAUCAGCUAUCCCAAUAUUCCUAGAAGCACCCAUGCCUUGAGUCAAGUAUUGCUGGCAUAUUGAGCAUGAUCACUCAUCUCACCACAAAAAAAAAAGUGAAUGGUGCUGAUGAUUAGUAAUUUUUUGUGUGAGAUGGUGACAACCCAGGCUUACAUAAAUCAGACUAGAUUACUCUUCCUAGCAGAAGUCUGUUCUUCAUCACAGCCAGUUUUUAUGAUUUAUUGUUA